Messenger RNA from Patiria miniata (bat star), 1427 nucleotides. It is a transcript of the gene lrpap1, whose product is annotated as alpha-2-macroglobulin receptor-associated protein-like. The transcript is spliced from 7 exons. Gene Ontology annotation, cellular component: endoplasmic reticulum; endomembrane system. Lineage: Eukaryota; Metazoa; Echinodermata; Asteroidea; Valvatida; Asterinidae. The coding region runs from base 123 to 1160 and encodes 345 amino acids. Gene Ontology annotation, biological process: regulation of receptor-mediated endocytosis. The record is from RefSeq and is a predicted model, not a curated record. Gene Ontology annotation, molecular function: receptor antagonist activity; low-density lipoprotein particle receptor binding; heparin binding.
UGUGUGUGUCAAAGGUCACUUGUGUUUAGCCAUGUGCAAAAGUUGCUGGUGUUGCCGUGCGACUGAUGUGGUGAACCACCCAUAAAAACGUCUGAUUUUAUCGCAUCUGACAUUCGAUCACGAUGAAUUCUUGUGGUGUAGCUCUUGUGGUACUUUGCGCCUGUGCCAGUCUCUGGAGCGUCGCUCAGGCUCAGAGCAAGUAUACAGAAAAUGUCAAUAUUAAAGACAACCAAGUUGACAGGUUUCGGACGAAAAUCGUGCAGCAAGUUUGGGAGAAGGCCAACCGGAUGAACUUGCCACCUAAGAAGCUGGAAGAGUUGAGUCAAACGCUGCAGCAGCACGACGUCAAGGUGCUGCAGCUCAAGAAACACCAACAAGACGGUGGUGACCCCGAGGGAGACACAGAGACCCUCUUGAGACGAAAACUCACAGAUAUCAUGCGGAAAUUUGGAAUUAUUCCCUAUGACGGCAAGGAGCAGCUACGGAUGAAAGAAGCCAACCAGAAAAGGGACAUGACCGGAGAAGAAUUCCAAGACCAUAAACUGAACAAGCUUUGGAUAAAGGCACAACAGUCACCUAAUUUUAACAAGCUGGAAUUGGAACAGCUGAAAGAAGAGUUGACCCACCACCAGGAAAAAAAAGAGCAGUUUGAGCAGCUUUCCGGCCAGCUCUAUGGCGACCGAACCAGAGAUGCGAAUCGCGUCGAGACACAUGCAGACAAGAAACGCAUUGACCCAGACGAACGCUCGGUCCUGGAGCUCGACCUGAAGAUCCAACAUCGCGAGCUGACCAACGACUUCCAGCGCCUGUCCAACAAGAUGCUCCCUGACGAGCACAAAGGAGAGUUCACGGAACCGAGGGUCAUUAACCUGUGGAGGGAAGCCAUGUUUGCCAAUUUCACAGCCGAGGAGCUGGAAUCUAUACGCGCGGAGCUGAAACAUUUCGAGGCCAAGAUCAUUAAAUACGAGGAUGUGCAGGUCCAGUCUCUGCAUGCUGAGAAGCAGUAUCGCAUUGCCAAGAAACAAGGAGACUCCGUGGACUCCUUAAAGCACAAGACUCUCAGGGACGAAGCCAGGGAACUUGGCAACAAUGUUCAUGAGUUUAUGAAUGAUAUGAGAGGACGGAUCCAACGCGGCCGGGAUCGCGCCGACGAACUUUAACGCACCCCGACCACGACUUACAAGUAGGACAGCACUCUUGUGUGCUGGUGUCUUUUACUCAGUAUAAAUGCAAAACGAGUUUUCUUUUAUAUAGGACAGAAAUAUUUAAAUUUUAUUCUUCAUUUUCAACUAUUUUUUUUGAAAUUCUAGAAAUGUCAGCUAUAACAAGCAUGCAAUGUAUAAGAUUGUGCCAGACUGGGACCGUGAGUGCAUGAAAACGUGCAAAAUUACUACUGACGUUUGUUUACUCACCAUUAAGCUAAUUAA